GAAAAAGAAAUGCAAUUGCGGCCAGGAAAUUCAUCGUUAGAAUAUUGUAGGAGUCUGAAAUUUAACAUUGAUGAUACUGAGCCUUUGAGGCACUUCCUGUGUAUGAACUUCCCUUGCAGCUAUGACCUUUUGAGUGCUUUCAAAAAUGAAAGUUUCAACUGCGGGGAUCUUUUAGCCCGUUCAGUUUCUGUUAAAAGUGACAAAGUCUACAACGGAUUUGUAAAGGAUGUUGCAACUUUUAUUGUCACGGAUGAUCUGGUUGUCAUUCCAAAUGCAAUGGAUUCAAGCUUUGGUGUCUUACAGAAAUUUGGAGUAAAAAGCUGGAGUUCUAUACAGGAGAUGACUGUGAAUGUCACAAAGAAAAAGAUACUGGAUCUGCUAAAAUGUUCUUUAUUGUCCAAGUCAACUUUGACGGAUUUGUUCUUAGUACAGAAACCAUUGCUCAAUAACUCAAUUUUUUCUCUUUCUACUUUUGAAAAAAGUAGGACUAUGACUACUAUCCAAAUCAAAGUGCAAGUAAUUAUGAGAAAAUCAGGUGGGAAGGAUAUUCUUCUAUAGGAAGCAUUGAUGGAUUGUACAAUAGCAUAGUUGGUUUAAAUGAAAACAAAUAUUUGAUAGCAAAGGAAGUGAAAAACAGGCUUGUUGAUCCUGGCCUUGCCCCACAGUUCAAAUUAAGCAUGAAGGUGUUUCCAAUUAUUGAACAGACUUCACAAUAUCAUUGUUAUUAUCAACGUAGAGGUUAUACAGAUAGCAAUUAUUUCUAUUUAACUAAUGGAUGUAGGAGUUAUGGUAAAAAUAUUGAAACUUGUAAAGUCUUGAAGUCAUGUAGUGGAAGUCUUAAAGGUUAUGCCAAGGGUCAGCGAUGUUCAUGGCUACCGAUGACUUGGUUGUGGAACGAAUGUCACCCUCUUCAGGUGUAUCUUUACUCAACCGUUUAAAGACAUCUCUUAAUGACGUGAAGGAAAAGUUUGUCACCAUUGGCAUCAAGGAGGUAAGAUGUAGUUUAAAACUAUAGCUUCCCUGCUAUAUCAUGCUUUAUCAUGCUUCCCUGCUUAAUCAUGUCUUACAGAAA
Messenger RNA from Glycine soja, 1072 nucleotides. RefSeq lists its product as uncharacterized. NCBI's taxonomy places the organism in Eukaryota, Viridiplantae, Streptophyta, Magnoliopsida, Fabales, Fabaceae. The record is from RefSeq and is a predicted model, not a curated record. Bases 10 to 558 code for a protein of 182 amino acids. The transcript has 2 exons.